Messenger RNA from Danio aesculapii, 7820 nucleotides. It is a transcript of the gene rreb1a, whose product is annotated as ras responsive element binding protein 1a. Bases 323 to 5350 code for a protein of 1675 amino acids. Gene Ontology annotation, biological process: regulation of transcription by RNA polymerase II. Lineage: Eukaryota; Metazoa; Chordata; Actinopteri; Cypriniformes; Danionidae. Gene Ontology annotation, cellular component: nucleus. Gene Ontology annotation, molecular function: RNA polymerase II cis-regulatory region sequence-specific DNA binding; DNA-binding transcription activator activity, RNA polymerase II-specific. The transcript is spliced from 13 exons. The record is from RefSeq and is a predicted model, not a curated record.
GGGAGGAAAACGAAAUAAGCGUUUUCCUCUCUCCUCCCUAAAGCAUCUCGGCGUGGGGGAAUCUGGGAGAGUGGGCAACUCAAACGCAAAGUUGACGAACUUUGCACAUCUUUUGCAAACGCCAUUUUGAUUCCUCUCCGGAACAACUUUUGCAGCUUCUUUCUUUUCUUUUUUUUCCUUUCUCUCUCAUCAUCACCAUCAUCAUCAUCAUGUCUCGGCGAAAGCAACCCAACCCCAACAAAGUCAAACUGUGAGCAGUGGUUGCUGACACUCGAGGUGCUUCUUCCAACACCGAACGGCAGCAGAGUAAAACAGCCUCGCUAUGGAAAAUUCAACAGAAGAGACGAGAACAGAAUCAGCUAAUUGCAGCCUUACUGGGGAAGAGGAGGCGGAGCAAAGUGAUGAGCACCAGAGCCCCGCCCCCACAGAAGCACACACAGAGGGUUCUGCUGGCGUAGAAGAGGAAGGAAACGAAUGGGAGAAUGGACAGAAUGACGCCGACGGAGAGAUGGAGGCAGUAGAUGGAGUGGACUUGUCCCCCAUAAACUCCAUGAUGAGCACAGUGAUGAAAGCCGCUCAGCUGAACGGGGACGUAGACUCCGCCCACACCACACCCAAUAAGGUGCCCGCCAAAAGCCCCGGCACCAACCGCAGCGGAAGAAAGAACCAGGAAGCCAAAGAUGAGAGCGGGUGUAUUGUCUGUCCUCUGUGCGAUAAGGGCUUUCAGAACCAGCACCAGCUCACUAUGCACAUCCGCCAGCACAACACUGACAGCGGGACUGCAGACCACUCGUGCAGUAUCUGCGGGAAGUCUCUGAGCUCGGCUAGCUCUCUGGACCGUCACAUGCUAGUGCACAGUGGAGAGAGGCCCUACAAAUGCUCCGUAUGCCAUCAGACCUUCACCACCAACGGCAACAUGCACAGACACAUGAAGAUCCAUGAGAAGGACUCUGCCAGCUCCAUCCCCAACAGUCCGACUCUGUCCCCAACUAAGCGACGGCGUUCCUCCACGGCCAAACGCAAACUAAGUCAAGAUGAAGACAGCGAGAAGACCGAGGAGCCGUCCAACAAAAAGGUGCUGGAGGACAGUGGACCAGAUGAGCAGGGAUCGAGCAAAGGACAGGACGAGCUCUUGACCUGCUCGAUUUGCUUCAAGAACUUCACCUGCAAAAAUGACUAUGACGCCCACAUGGAAAUCCAUCCCGACACUACAUUAAGAUGUGAUUUAUGUUGCGUCUCCUUCCGGACACCUCGAAGUUUGCUUCGCCACAAUGCAGCUACCCAUAAGCAGCUACCCACAGACCCAAGUGGACGACCCUUCAUUCAGAACAAUCCAUCCAUCCCUCUUGGCUUUAAUGAUCUGGCUUUCAUUGACUUUUCAUGCCACAAGUUCCCUCGUAUUGCCCAGAUUUGGUGUGAAACAAACCUUCGUCGGUGUACUGGCAAAUUCCAUCGUUUUGUAUGCGACUCGUGCGAUAAGGCAUUCCCUCUUAGCUCAGCUCUAGACUUACACAAAGCCUCACAUGAGGAAUCCAGUGGCACCCAAGAAACAACUUCACCCUUAGUUAUGAAAGAUGAUCUUCCCAAUACUGACAAAAGCAACUUUAUGGACUUCCUGGGCUUGCAGCACAUCUCUCAGGUCAAGCCUGCCCCUUCAGAAGAGGAUGCCCAGCAGGCCAAGCUAGAUAGCAUCCGGGUUAUUCACGUGGAGCCGAAUCAGUCCACCGUACCUCAGGAGCCUGGUCUUGUUGGAAGUGUUAACCUCUCUCUUGUAGACCCUACGACUCUUCAUGGUUUGUCCCACCAAGAGGCUCUCAAACUGUUGUCCCUACAGCCAUUCCAGACUGGCUUUCUGGUGCAGCCAGACGGUGGUAUGGUGGUGAAGCCCGUUUGUGGUGAUUCCAGCACAGAACUUGCAGAUAUACAGCAAAUACUCAAAGUAGCUUCAGCUGCUCCAAACCAGAUUGCUCUUCCACCUUUAUCCAAGGCCCCAUGUAGUACUGGACAGUCGGGCUACAAGCAGAUGCCCCCACUCAAGCCAAAACCAUUGGUGGCCCCCAGAACCAGCAUGGUAGCUUCAACUCCACCGCCUCUAUUGAACACCCAACAAGCUUCACUGGGCUGUAUCAGCCCUAGCCUUCCACCCCCUGCCAGCCAUCCUAUCAAGGUGGCAAGGGAGAACUCUUCAUCUCCCUCAUCCUCUACUGCCAACAACCAGGCUCCUGCAGAAAGAAUACAAAUGGAGGCAGAGUGCAUGGGAGAUGCACAUACUCCGAUGGAGAUGGAUGAAAGACAUAUCAAGCGGGAGAAUAGCAAGAUGGAAGAGACCACUGGAAAAAAGGGAACAUCUCAAAAAGGCUCAUACCCCUGUCGAUUUUGUGACCAGGUCUUUGCAUUCUCAGGUGUGCUCCAGGCACAUAUGCGUUAUCAUUUGGGCAUCCUUCCCCACCAAUGUAAUAUAUGUGAUUAUGUUGCACCAGACAAGGCAACACUGAUCCGUCAUCUGAGAACACACAGUGGUGAGCGACCCUACGUCUGCCGGCUCUGCCUUUACCCGUUUACGGUCAAGGCUAACUGUGAGCGUCACCUCCGCAAAAAGCACAUGAAAAGCAGUCGCAAGGAGAUUGAGAAAAACAUUAAGUAUGUUACCUCAUCCACGUCCACAUCAGAUGUCGUUGAGCAGGCUGGCACCAGUGAAACUACCUGCCGCUUCUGUGGUGAAGACCUAAAGACCUUUCGGGCCCUGCAGAUUCACCUGCGCACACACAACGGCUGCCAGCGAAAGCCAUAUGAGUGCAAGCGUUGUGGAGCAGCCUUCCUGGCCAAACGUAACUGUAUCCAUCAUCUUCUGAAGCAACAUCCAGAGAUCCAAGAGCAGGAUAUUGAAGACCACAUAAUCACUCUUCUAGCUCCAUCUUCCCAAAAUAGCCCAAACCCAGCUCCUCUCAAUGGUGUUUCUCCUAACAAUGUGGUACAGCCCAUCAAGGUGGAGGACCUUAGCUUCUACACUGUAGAUAUGGAUCAACCACUGGAUUUUUCUAACAAAAGUCGAGGGGCCAACAACAAUGCUGGAAGUGUAAGUGGAUCACCUGGGAUCAAAAUUGAACCUGUCUCUUUUGACUCUUCCAUGGAGCCCAUUGACCUCUCUAUUCCUAAGAAUCCUGUGAAGAAGCUUAAACAAGACAUCGAGGCUGCUUUGCCAAGAGAGGUUAAGAAAGAACAUUCAUCUGUUAGCAUUCUUGCAAAGGCACUUCAGGCUGAUAAGUCCAUUGAUGAAAAGUCCCAACCGCUUGGGUGCUACCAGGUUCCUGUAGCUUUGACCUCUCUUACUGGUAGCACUAGCGCUGCAGGAAGGCCCUUGCGUCUAAAACCCCUGCUUCCUAAACCUUCCUCUGCUGCUGUGAAAGAGCUUCCACCACUAGCAUCCAUUGCUCAGAUCAUCUCCUCUGUGUCCGGUGCCCCUGACCUUCUAAAACGUGACAACACUAAUAGUAUUAAGGCUAAUUCUGAAACACCUGCCAAGCAGGAAUCACCAGAUACCCUAAAAGAGGAGCUUUCAGUAGUGAUCUCUAAAAAGAGGACUAGGAAAAGGCCCUCCAACAGCAUAGGAAAAGAGAAACCUGUGAUGAAUGCCCCAGACCUGAGUAUUGAUUUGGAGUCUAGUGGGGAGUUUGCUAGUGUUGAAAGAAUGCUGGCAAACACUGACGCUAACAAGUUCAGCGCCUAUCUUCAGACCAACACAAUUGAGUUGGCAAGAAAAGGCAGGCAGCAGCCAGGUGCUGGUGACGAGAAAGAGAUGAAAGAUGAGAAACACUUGCCAGCCCAGCAGACUGUUCAACAGUCUAAAGGGAAGAAAAAUGCUUACUCGAAUUCCGUGCAGAAGAUGAUUUGCCCAUUUUGUCCCAGAGUUUUUCCUUGGGCCAGCUCGCUUCAGCGCCACAUGCUAACACACACAGGUCAGAAGCCAUAUCCUUGUCCCCAAUGUGAUGCCUUCUUCUCAACCAAAUCCAACUGCGAACGACAUCUUUUACGCAAGCAUGGCAUUUCCAACCGAGUGCUUAGACGCAAUGGUGUAAUACCCAAGCCUAAAGAUGCAGACGAUGGCUCACCAGAAAGUGCAGAUAGCACAUCUGAGACAGAGCUUCCUAUGGGUGAGGCAAUGGAUCUAACAAGUUCAGACCCUGAGAAGUCUGUAGCAUCUGAUGCUGAGAAGCCAUCACCAGCCAAACCUACAGAGGCAGCUGUGGUAGAACCUCUUCUUCAAAAAGAGGAUGACAAAACAUCCCUCGAGUCUUUGAAGCAUAACGACACAGAAAAAGAGGAUGACUAUUCAGAUAGCAUCAAGACCCUUGACUUGACCAUUGUCUCCAAACCAAAGGACGUCAAGAUCACUGAGAAGGAGCAGCCACAGUCCUCCCCUGCAGCAGAUGAGAACAUAUCCGAAAAAGCAAAACCUCACGAGGAGUCUAAAUUUACCUGCAAAAUAUGCAAGAAGAGUUUCCGUCACGCUAACACCCUCACCAGACAUGAGAAAGCUCACCAGCUGGACAUAAUACAAGACUCUGGUGUUGCUAAUGGACAAAACCUCACAAAAUCAGAUGAUCCCAUUGUGCCUUGUGAAAAGAAAGAGGUUACAGAAGACGAAGUGGAGAGCAUAAGGAAGGGUAAAGCUGAGACCGAAGGAAAUGGCAGUGUGGUGGAAAGUGGGCCUGAUGAGGAUAAAGAGGAGAGGAGUGAUGAUGAGGAACCUACAACUGAACCAAAGAGUGCUGAGAGAGAGCCUGGUAGCAAACCGGACAAGAGGAAAAAGGUGUGCAGUAUAUGCAACAAACGCUUCUGGAGCCUUCAGGACCUGACUAGACACAUGCGUUCGCACACAGGUGAGAGGCCCUACAAGUGCCAGACAUGCGAGCGCACCUUCACCCUCAAGCACAGUUUGGUCCGACAUCAGCGAAUCCACCAGAAGCUGCGCGGAGUGGAUAGUGAUGGUUCCACAUGUGGAGCUGCAGGGGGAGCGGACGAGGAGGGCUUCAGCGGGCGUUCGGCCAGCGAAAGCGAAUGCACACCCACCAGCACAAACCCACCUUCUGAGAACGAAAGUGAAAUGACAGACACUGUGAAGGGGGAACCAACCUCGUAUGAGAACAAGGGAGAAACCGUGGAUGCAGAAGAGUAUAAUCAGAGCUCUGAGACGGGACCUGCAACAGAGACACCCAAAGAAACUCCAGCAGAGGAUUCUCUAGCCACAUCAGAGCCAGGAUUCAUCCAAGGAUUACUGGAGAUCCAUACCAAGCCCACUACUGAGCACAUUUUGCCCACCUCCGAGCCAGCGCUUCUGGAAGUGGAGUGAAGAGCGACUCUUUCAUCGUGUAAGCAUUGUGCUGCAGAAAAGACGCAGUGCCAUAUAACAAAGUCUAGUACAUUGCAUUGAGAAAAAAAAGAAGCAAUGACUCUUUCCAAGUGCCUUUCUACUAUUUUUUUUUUUUUUUUUUGCUAUAUCUUUAUCAGCAUUUAUCUUGAUCUAAAGUUGAUUUUUAUAGUAUUUUACAAUGAUCUUUUUUGUGUGUAUGUGUGUGUGUGGAAUCCUGAGAGAACUACUUCAAGCAAUAUAUGAACAAAUGAACGCAUUGUACAGUACAGCAACGGUGAAAAUCUGAGAUCAACAGGAGGACUUCUUUCUACUGAGAGGCUCGCAGCUGAGCGCAUAACUGGAAUACGCAACUUGUUCAUCAUAGGGGCUACUUCAUGGCUCGUCCUCCUCCAGUUUGCCAGUAGCUUAAUUCCAUUUAAUGACAGAUGUUCCAGAGUCAUUGUUUUAUCGCAAUAAUGAGCUGUUCUGGGUGCUGUGUCAUGUAAAGGAAACUUUGUUUGGUUUCAAGCAAAGAUUUUGAGGGUCAUCCUUGGGAAAAGGUGUUCAAUAGCUAUCUUAUACAAUAUAUGGGCAAUGUUUGCCCCCAAAAAAGCUGUCCUUAGCAUUAGUGUACCAUUUGUGGCAUGAAAGGAGGGUUUUUUUUAAUGAGAGAAGGCCAUGUUUUUAACUUAAGGGCUUGAGAAUCUGAUCCUAAAGCUCGGUCUCAGAUACUUAAAGGUGUAUUUCACCCAAAAAUGAAAAUGUACUCAUUAUUUACUCACCCUAAGUGGUUCCAAGCCUUUCUAAGAUGUUAAUUUGGACUGUAAUACUAUGGAAGUUAAUGGUUACAGGUUUCCAACAUACUAAAAAAAUUAUAUAGGAAAGAAACUUUGAAACAAGGGUGAGUAAAUGAUGAUGAAUUUUAAUUUCUAGGUAGAACUAUCUCUUCAAAAUCUCAAAAAUAAAUCCCUAAUAAGGAACUAAAGGCGGCUUGUGAUUAAUUCUGAUGUACUUGACGCACCUGCCCAGGGUUACAGUCUUCCAAAAACAUCUUUUUAUCUAAGCCUUACCUUUUCCGCUGAGCUUUGGCUGGCUGGUGAACUAUAGACUUAAUGGUGUACUUGAACCCCGUCGCCCUGCUGCCUCCUGCCAGGAUCAGUCAAUCCUGCACACAUGUCAAUCACACACUCUUUUGUAGCAUUGGAUCUCUCAGUUUUAUGAACUUGUGUUGUAAAGAAACCAUGUACGUGAAACCUCAAAGGCCACGGAGACUGUUUGAAAUCUUCAAAUGUUAGUCUCCUGAUAUCCGUCUAUGAAACGCAGCGAUGAAUAUUCAACCAAUAGUGUGGGAUUUUUGAAUUGGCCUCUCAUUAGAUUGGAUGUCAGGUUGGUUGUGUGCGCCCCCUAGUGGUGAAGAUCUAACAUCUCGACUUGUAGUAUUGGAUGAACUUGAAUGCAAACGCAAUCGCUUUCUCAUGUCUGUGUAUUUCCAGGACUUCUGCUUCUCCCGAUGCCUUUUCCUGGGUUCAUGUGAGUGUGUUUUGUGUUGGUUGGUUGUGCGUGGAAAUGCGACGAAUGCUCACAGUGACUGUUUUUAAUGUAUUUAUUAUGACCCAGUGUGGGGUGAAGAAGUAAAUGUGGAGAAGCCAUGUAUUAACACGAUUAUGCUGCAUAAAAGAUGAUUCAAAUUCAAUAAUUAGCUUCCCGGAGUUGAUCUGGGUCUUCGAUGAUAAUAAUCACUUUGAUCCGAAAGCUUUAUGUAGAACUUUGUAUGCAUUUUUUUUAUUUUUAGGAUGUGUGGUCUGUUAUCUUUAUUAUAUUAUUCUGAUUAUUUCAGUUUGACAGAGAGAUAUACAAGUUGUUUUCAUUGAUAUAUUCUUUUGCAUAUAAAACUGUGAAAUUUACUGUUAUUGUGCUUUGGGUGAACCUGUAGGGUAGUUGUUUUUGCAUGUUGUUCAGUUAUAAAUGAUUUUAUUUUCUGUUUUCGCCCCAUCUGCCGCUCUCUCUCACUCUCAGGGUUCAUACAAAUGGCUUUCUCAAAUCAUCAUUUCCCUUUGCAUAAUCUUUCUCUUCACCUUUGAUUUCUGAGUAUGUCGAAUCGUCAAUCACUACUUUUGUUAAGCACUUGACUGUGAAUUCAAACGAACAGGGUGGAGUUAUCAAGAUCCACAUUCCACUCAUGGGUUUUCUACAAGACUUGUUAUCCUUUUUUCCUUUUUAAAAUAAUCCUCCCUGCGUCUUUGUAAAAAAUGCAGAGGAACGGAGACCUCACUGUUUGACCGAUGUAAUAAAAGGGAGCAUUGUGUCGCUGCUACAUCCCCAAAAAUAAUUCUACUGGACUUGAAUGGAACCAGAAUCACCGGGACGUUUUUGGUACACUACUCUUGUUCUUUGAAUGAGUGCUUCAGAAUCAGACAUUUAAGCUGUUCUGUAUCAAAACUAUUCAAGCAAUAAAGAUAUAUUAAAGAAA